AUGACACUUCUUAAAACCAAACUUUUGAAAAUCGCAAAGUCUGGUGUUUUCCAGGACUUCACUCCCCAGCAAUUGAGUGAGACCAGAGAGGAAAUCUUAUCGCUCGGCACUGAUGGUCUUACUACUGUCGAAGUGUACACUUUACUUGAGCUCCAAUUUUAUAUUUCUCUUCUUACAAACCAUGAUGUGGAGGCCAAGGCAUGUCUUGACCGUUUAGUAGACCAAUUCGACACCGAGAAGUCUCAAAGAAUAAAGCUAUUACAGAGUUUAUAUUUAGAAGCGGUGGCAGGAGACGAGAAAAAGGCCACUGAUAUACUAUGUAGAGACCCUGAUGAAAUGAACUUGUCAAGGCGUUUAACUUCCUUCAGCAGGAAGCGUGCCAAUGGCAGCGAGCUGUUCAUAAACAAUUUGAUCUUCUAUUUGGACUUGAAUCCCAGUGACUUGAAGUCAUGGGGCGAAUUAGGGUCUCAGUACUCAAAGGUAGGCAACUAUGAAAAAUCCGUAUACUGUUACAAGGAAAUCUUGUUACGAGAACCAUUUGCAUAUAACAUAUUCUAUUUGGUUGGAUUGGAAUACUACCAUUGGUUCUUACAAGCAGACUUGAAUAACAAUAACAAAGAUAAGAAGGACAAGGUGUUGGAAGCAGUAGAAUUACUUAGUCAGGCUAGAAAUCACUUCCUUAGAUCCAUUGAAAUUAGCGAGAGCUACAAGAAGGGUUGGGAAGGUGUUUAUGCAGUUAGCAAUGUAAAAGAAUUCAAUGACAGAAUUGGUGGAAAAUGGGGACAAGUUAAAGAAGUCAAGAAGUUUUUGGCAGACGGUGACAAGUUAAGAGAGUUAUCUAAAUCAAAGAUUGAGAGUAUUUAG
This is a messenger RNA of Dujonia railenensis, 864 nucleotides long. Lineage: Eukaryota; Fungi; Ascomycota; Pichiomycetes; Serinales; Debaryomycetaceae. The record is from the annotation of a GenBank genome assembly.